AUGGAAGAAAUUCCAUUCGAAACUACAUUUCCCAGUACAAUAUUGGAAGGCAGCACGACUACAGUAUCCGGUAUAACAAGCACUACCCCAGAAGUUUAUGCAGAAUAUGAAGAAUGUUAUAAUGACCCGAUGUUCACUAUCUUUACAUAUACGGUGGAUGAUAUGUUGCUAGCUGCCAGUAUGGCUGCUACCGUUUUCAAUGUGAUGGUUAUAUUCUGUGCUAUAAAAUUAUUCAAACGGAGUGGUGAUACUAUGCAUUUAUUCAUACUUAAUAUGACUAUUGGUGAUCUCGUCUUAACAAUAUUCUGUCAUCCAAAUGAACUUCUUAUCCGAAAACAUGACUUCCUCCAACAGAAACAUCUCUGUGCUGUUGUUCACUAUUUCAAUUGGAUUGGCCUUGCAGUUUCCGGUCUCUCAUUAACUCUUCUUAAUGUCGAUAAAAUGUCGCCAAGCAAAAAAUUCUACUAUGAAAUCUUCACAAUGUUGUUCUGUGUACUUCCAGUGACCUCUUCCCUCAUUGUCUCUAUAUAUUUGUUCAAUCUGACCAGAAGUAAAAGAAAUGCAACAAAUGCUGGUGAUCCAAGUGCUCUAAAGAACAAGGUCAAGUCUUUGGCAUUCAUUUUUGCCACGACGACUUGGACGUCGUGCAGUUUGUUACCGUAUAGAAUUGUGAAUCUUGCCAGAAUUCAUUUGUUCACAUGGUCCGAACUAAGUUGCGAAGGAAAACAGACAAUGAAUUGGAUCGCAUGGGUACUCGUCUAUCUUCUCACUCUCAAUCCGAUCGUCAACCCGCUCAUCACGUCGCUGAUCUACGCACCGUACCGGCUCACGAUCAAGAAGUUUCUAGUAAAUAUUCCAGUGGGGAAUCGCCCUUUGUAUUCUUACCAACCGGAUGGUUUGCAGUCUGAUAGCAGCUUCUCGUCCGUCCGGAGGAACCGCAACCGACGAUCUUCAUGCACCGAAUUGGCCAGCCUCCGACAAUCGACCGAAGUUGUUCGCAUCUCAAUGAGUGAACCACCAGUGACUCCCAUGAAAAGUGACGAAUUCUCCUUUGAAUCACAAGCAUCUUCUGACAAAAAAUUACAAGCCGGAAUUACUCUUGUGAUGUCGUUUUCGAUGAGCCAGCGCGUUGUGGAGACUAUGCCGUCCGGGUCGUGGAAUGAUUUUACUGACCUACCUGCUGAGUUUAUUUCCCAAUUCGGUCCGAUUAAUUAUGUUGAGCAGAAGCCUACUGGAUGCUAUUACUCAAAAAGUUUCAUGUUCUACGCUACAAUGAUGGAUGACGUGAUGGUGGUUGCUUGUCUGUUAGCUACUCUUGUCAACUUCAUUGUUGUGGCAUGUUCCUUAAAGUUAUACAGCGAUAAAGGAGAUACGCUACAUUUGUUUAUCCUGAACAUGACUCUCGGAGAUUCUAUAUUAACACUAUUUUGUCAUCCUUAUGAACUUUUGGCCAGAAGAUAUGUGGGAGUUCAAAUACAUCUAUUGACGGUUUUCUUGAACUUUGCUAACUGGGUAGGACUCGCAGUGUCUGGAUUAUCACUCACACUUCUCAAUGUAGAUAAGUUAAUAUUCUUUUGCUGGCCAUUCAAAUACGACAUAUGGAUGUCAUAUAGUCGAGCAAAAAAGUUUUGUUAUAUGACUUGGAUUGUUUCGAUCGGAUUUGCCACAUACUACUGGUUAUAUAGUUACGUAUAUUUCAUCAACACAAAAGUUGAUGUAAAGAAACGACUUGAAAUACAAUAUGUCUUCUUGACAGUUUUCAUGAAUGAUGGACAGCUAUCACCAAUCAACAGAUUCUUCUAUGAAGCAUUCACUGUUGUGUUCUGUGUGGUUCCAAUUAUUUCAUCGCUCUUUGUAUCGUGUUAUUUAUAUGAUUUGACAAGACGAAAACGAAAACUCAUAAUUCGAUCUACACUUUCAAAGAGAAACGAAAACAAGGUGAAAAGACUCGGAAGUAAUUUUGUCUACAUUUUGAAAUUACAGGCGUCAUCGUUUGCAUUCAUCUUUGCAACAACAUUGUGGACGUCUUGCAGUUUGCUACCGUACCGAAUAGCCAACCUUGCUAGGAUUCAUGUGAUAGCAUGGCCCAACCUUGCAUGUGAAUCAAGACAAAGUGUCAGUUGGUUCACUUGGAGUAUGUUAUAUUUGUUAAUUCUUAACCCGAUCAUCAACCCUCUUAUUACUGCGUUUGCUUAUGCUCCUUACAGACGAUUAAUAUUUUCAACAGUUUCGAAAGCUGUGAGAAGAGGUCCCAAGAAAAUAGCAGAUGAAAUUUUCUACCAUUUGGAUCAAAGUGGGAAUUGCAAGGCCACGGAACCCAGAAGUCAGAAUAUAUAUUUCAUUGAACUUUCUGAGAGGGAAGCUGCAGAAACCAAAGUGAUGACACCCAAAGCUCCACUCGCCAGGUUUCCAAGUUUAUGCUCAUGUGAUUCGGUUGUUACUCCAAAAACUCAAAAAUGUACGCGGUUUUAA
Molecule: messenger RNA, 2472 nt
Organism: Caenorhabditis remanei
Lineage: Eukaryota; Metazoa; Nematoda; Chromadorea; Rhabditida; Rhabditidae
Exons: 18
Coding region: 1-2472 (823 amino acids)
Biological process (GO): neuropeptide signaling pathway
Cellular component (GO): membrane
Molecular function (GO): neuropeptide receptor activity
Source: RefSeq, a predicted model, not a curated record